GUUUAUGGAAUCUUGCUUCUCUUUUCUCAAAUUUAUGUUUGUUUGUGUUGAUGCCCUUUGCCUUUUUCUUCCUGGAAUCGGAAGGAUUUGCUGGCUUAAAAAAGGGCAUCAGAGCACGCAUUUUGGAAACCCUUGUAAUGCUUAUUCUUCUGGCACUGCUUAUCCUUGGAAUCGUAUGGGUGGCUUCAGCACUCAUAGACAAUGAUGCUGCCAGUAUGGAGUCUUUGUAUGACCUCUGGGAAUUCUACCUCCCGUAUUUAUAUUCCUGUAUAUCGCUGAUGGGAUGCUUGUUACUUCUGUUAUGCACGCCAGUGGGACUUUCACGGAUGUUUACAGUAAUGGGUCAGUUGCUGGUGAAGCCAACAAUCCUUGAAGACCUAGAUGAGCAGAUGUAUAUCAUCACUUUAGAGGAAGAAGCAAUUCAGAGGAGGCUUAAUGGUAUAUCUUCCAUGGUGGAAUACCAGACAGUAGAGUUGGAACGGGAGCUUGAAAAAGUGAAAAGCAAGAAAACUAAUCUAGAACGGCGGAAAAAAGCUUCUGCUUGGGAAAGGAAUUUAGUCUAUCCAGCUGUUAUGAUAUUGCUACUGAUUGAGACGGCCAUCUCGGUCUUCUUAGUUGCUCUCAACAUUCUUUACCUGUUGGUUGAUGAGACUGCAAUGCCAAAGGGAUCAGGGGGGCCUGGAAUAGGAAAUGCCUCCCUAUCCACCUUUGGUUUUGUGGGAGCAGCACUUGAAAUCAUUUUGAUUUUCUAUCUUAUGGUAUCCUCUGUCGUCGGCUUCUACAGUCUUCGUUUUUUUGAAAAUUUCACUCCCAGGAAGGAUGACACGACUAUGACAAAGAUCAUUGGAAACUGUGUGUCAAUCUUGGUGCUGAGCUCUGCUUUGCCAGUGAUGUCAAGGACACUGGGAAUCACCAGAUUUGAUCUGCUUGGAGACUUCGGAAGGUUUAACUGGCUGGGAAACUUCUAUAUUGUAUUGUCUUACAACUUCCUCUUUGCUAUCAUGACAACAUUAUGUCUGGUCAGAAAGUUCACUUCCGCUGUGCGAGAAGAGCUCCUGAAGGCAUUAGGGUUAGAUAAACUUCAUCUGUCAAACAAUCCAAGAGACUCAGAGACAAAGCCGUCUGCAAAUGGACAUCAGAAAACACUGUGAUUAACAAUCACCUGCAAUCAACAGAGCUGAAAACAUCAACCUCAUGACAUUCCUGUCAUCUCAGCAGCAUUUUUAUGUCGAUUUUAUUUGUUGAUAAUUUGGGUCCAACCUUGUCUCAUUUUUUGAUGCUGUGAGCUUCUGAGGAAGUCGGGUAUAUCAGAUUCUUCUCUUUCCAGCGAACUUUUGGUCUGCUUGUUUAUUUCCCAGUAAGUUAAUGCAGGAGGUGCCUUGAAGACUGGAAGCUGAAGAGAAUAAUGCAUUCCUUUUUAUUUGUUGACAGUCUCAUAUCUUUAGAUAGAAACCUGCUACCAUUUGAAUGCACAGUACCUCCUGUGUUAUAUAGACACAGCUACAAGGAAUAACUUUGGGAUUUGGUUUUAAAAAAAAAAAAAAAUACACUUGAAGCCCUAUAUGACCCUUACUGGAAAUGUAAACUACCUGGAGUAGGUAUCCUUGACAGUAGAUAAACAGUUCCACUAAGAAUGUGUUAAAAAUGAAGUAACUGGUAGAGA
Molecule: messenger RNA, 1663 nt
Organism: Pelecanus crispus (Dalmatian pelican)
Lineage: Eukaryota; Metazoa; Chordata; Aves; Pelecaniformes; Pelecanidae
Source: RefSeq, a predicted model, not a curated record